CCCGCCUUUUUGGGGAAGGGGCACUGCAAUAGUCUGUGAAGUGGAAAUGAAGGAACCUCCUUCUUUUCUCUAGGUGCCCUUUGGAUGUUUGGCUCCUUUCCUACAGGGGAAAGUCUCUGUCAGGAGCUUAGAUAAUCCCUUUUCAGCAUGAUUUGCCUUUGCUAAUCAGGGUCUGCCCUGUUGGAUUGGAGACUAUGUGUGAGCGCUUUAAUAUCUCCAUUUUAGGGGAUGGGACCCAACUCGGUGGUCGAGAACAUAAUCCAGACGGUUCUGGGUUCAAUCCCUGGUAUCUCAGUGCCUGCAACCUUGGAAAUCUGCUGCCAGUCAGUGUAGACAGUGCUGAGUGAGAAGGACCAAUGGUCUGACACUGUAUAACGCAGCUUCUUAGCUAAUCAUAUUAUGAGUUCUUCUGUUUUCAUGAUGCACAGUCUGCCGUCACCAUAACUCCUGUGCUGGGGUUGCUGCCCUCAUCAGAGGCAGUCCUGGCAGCCCUGCACAAGAGCACCCUCACACAAUACCCCCAGGACUGCCUUUUACAAGUGCAGCAGGACCCAGCACAUGAGAAAUGCCGGUUAAAGAUGCUGCAGGAUGUCAGCCGUGGUUUGGGCCCAAAGCCAUUGGCUGAGAUGCUCACUCAAUGAGUCGAGAAUCCUAUUCAGGAGUUGCUCUAAAAGGCUGCUAAAUUACAGUACCACUUCCUCUAUAAACCUGAGUCAGGAUAUGUCAACUGUUGUCAACAUCUGACCCCCAGGGAAGCCAUAUUCUUAAAGAACUUAGGGUUAAAUUACCUGUUUUUAUUAUCACAAACAUUUUCUAUUCAUAGUCUAUAUUUCUAGCAGUUCUCCAAGCCUUAAAAGCAACAAAGCUGGCAUAUCUACAGAAUGUAUUCUGGAUGCUAAUGUAACGGUGGGGCAGGUUAGAACAGAUGUUUCAUGUAAAAAUGGCUCCUUCCUCUCCUGAACUAGCCUCAAUAGUAUGGGAGAGGAUCGAGACCACUUGUCCAUUUUGGAAUCCUUCCCGUUUUUCUGCUCACCAAAGUUUUACUCGCCAAUGCUGAGACAGGAGUCCCUGACACUGAUUCUUAUGUUGGGGAUUUGAUCAGAGACUGGUUGUUUCAGGAUACUCCAAUAAUACGCAUGGGUGGCUAGUUAAUAAAACGUCUAGCAUAUAAAACUCAGGAGAACAUGUCAUAUGUUGGGGAUGUUUGUAAUGAUUCUUUUUUGAAAGGAGGAGGUUUAGUUCCUGGCAAUUACAUAUUAAAAAUUCUGUUCCCCACCUGGGGCUUGCUUGUGCCAUUCAACCUGCUGCAUUGAAAUCGGAGGAAUGGAAUUUCUGCUUGCUGUCAAGCGCAGUUCAUUUGAACAGAAAGCCAAAGGGUUUUGAAUGAGGAUGCCUUAGACAAAAGUGCCCCCUUAAUCAAAAUUGCCCCCUCAAACUACGGCAUCUGUGAAAAAGGCCAAUUCCAUGCUUGGGAUAAUUGGAAGGGGAUUGAAAAUAAAUCUGCUAAUAUUAUAAUGUGCUUAUACAAAACGAUAGUGAAAUGCCUCCACCACAUGGGGGUAUUGUGCUUCAAGCACAGAACAAAGUUUUAUCUUUGCAGAACUCGGUGGCCCCACCCAUUACAGCAGUUCCUGUCUGUUGGUGAAACAACUUUGGUCUUCUUGGAGGCUGCCUUUGGAGCACAGAAUUGGAGAUGGAAAAGCAAGACUCAGGUGGCCCAGAGACCAUCAAGGCUGGGAGUGGUGCAGGGGUGGCUCGCAAAAGCGUCUGCUGCUGAUUCUGAGGCAGAGAAGGCUCUAUCAGGUGCCAGACCGAAGCUGCUUCAUGGGGGGACCUCCCAGGAGGAUCAUGCAGAUGCCGCCUCACUAGUUCAUGGAACACCACUGGAGGGGUUGACAAGGUUGUGGCUCCCGUGUGUUGAUGGAGAAAGAGAUUCUACACAAGCAGAUCAGGGUGCCGUGUCCUUUGAGGAGGUGGCUGUGGAUUUCACGGAGGAGGAGUGGGCUUUGCUGGAUGCAGACCAAAGAGCCCUGCACAGAGCAGUCAUGGAGGAGAAUUGGCAGAUUAUGGCCUCUCUGGCAGGUGAUGGGUGGAAAAGCAAGUCUGAAGGAGAAGCAUGCGGGUCACGAAUAGAAAGAGUUAUAUAUACAAAGGAAGGACAACAGAGAAAAGCAAGAGAAGGAAACCAGGAAAGGAAGAAUGAAUCUAGUCCUGUUCAUGCUGGUGACUACCAAGAAACACCAAUCCAAGAAGAAAUAGAGAAGGGAAAGCGGAAUCAAAUAAUUCACACUGGGGAGAAACUGUUUAAAUGUUUGGAGUGUGGAAAGAGCUUCAAUCAGGACUCAACUCUAAGGAGACAUCAAAUAAUUCACACAGGAGAGAAACCAUUUAGAUGCUUGGAGUGUGGAAAGAGCUUCAACCAGAGUAUAAAUCUUAAGAAACACCAAGGAAUUCACACAGGAGAGAAACCAUUUAGAUGCUUGGAGUGUGGAAAGAGCUUCAGUCAGAGCUCACAUCUUAGAGAACAUCAAAGAAUCCACACAGGAGAGAAACCAUUUAGAUGCUUGGAGUGUGGAAAGAGCUUCAACUCAAGCUCAAAUCUUAAGAAACACCAAGGAAUUCACACAGGAGAGAAACCAUUUAAAUGCUUGGAGUGUGAAAAGAGCUUCAAACAGAGUUCAGAUCUUAAGCAGCACCUAAUUAUUCACAUAGGAGAGAAACCAUUUAAAUGCUUGGAGUGUGGAAAGAGCUUCAGUCGAAGUUCAGAUCUUAAGCAGCACCUAAGAAUUCACACAGGAGAGAAACCGUUUAGAUGCUUGGAGUGUGGAAAGAGUUUCAGUCAGAACCCACAACUUUUUAAACAUCAAAGAAUUCACAUUGUAGAUAAAUCAUUUAAAUGCUUGGAGUGCGGAAAGAGCUUCAGUCAGAGCUCAUAUCUUAAGAGACACCAAAGAAUUCACACGGGAGAAAAACCAUUUAAAUGUCUGGAAUGCGGAAAGAGCUUUCGUUUCAGCUCAAAUAUCUCCGUGGGGGAAUGCUCUACCUGUUGCAUUUCUGUUGCGUAGAUGCUAAAGACACAUUAAUCCAAUGGCCCUGGUAUGUAUAGAUUGAGAUGGGAGUUAACAGAGGGAAAAAGGAAUUGUGAUUGGCCACAAUCUCUUCCUGCCCCGCCCCCUCCCUGGGGAAGUGGACUCCAGGAUUUGGGGAACCCCUCCUGGUGGCGUUUAUUUGGAGAGGAGUCUGGCAGAGGGAGGGUGGGUGAUCAAGAUCAAGGAAGGGGUGGGUGCGCUGCAUGUAACACUCCAAGGGAAGAGCAAAGCCGAGGAAGUGAAUGGGGUGGAAAGUGGGGGGAGAAGGGGGAAAGAAAGUCACCCCAGCCCUGCAUUGCCGCUCAUGGGGAGUUGACCUGCAUGGGGCUGAUGAUGAUCCCUCUGCAGUUCUUCCCAAGCCAAGACAAGCUUCUUUCCUGCUGUUUUCAAAGAGAAGGAGGGUUUGAGGAGACAGAAGCCAAUGUUCAAGCUACUUGCCGUAUAUCGCUUUGAAGUGCCCUAAUGCAAAAGGCCAACAGAGGUCCCUGAAAGAGGAGCAGGAGAAAGCGGGGGUGGAGGAGGGGAGAACCAGAUCUGGCUGCAGUAUUGGGGGAGGAAAGAGAGGUGGGCGAGAGAAGGCUGCUGUGGGCAGCAGGGGACAAAAAGACAGCGCUUUCGGGGAGGAGGCACCACAUUGGUCUGUGACUUGCAAGUGAAGGGAACUCCUUCUUUUCUCUAGGUGCCCUUUGGCUGUUUGGCUCCAUUUGGAUAGGGGAAAGUCUCUGUCAGGAGCUCGGAUAACCCCUUUUCCUUGGUGAAAUGCCUCCAGGACUUGGGGCUGCUUUGCAGAACUCAGUGGCUCCACCCCUGACAGCAGUUCCUGUUGCAACUUGGACCAGUCUGUGGAUAGACACCAGAACUGCCUACACUGGCUCCACCCAUUACCUGCCCUGCCUAGCACCCACCCAGUUCCAGGAGCCACCAGCUGCCACUGACUCCAAGCAACCCCAGCCUCAAUGGCCUUUGGACUGCAAGGAGCUGCAAGAGUUGAGCCACUUCCUCGCAGGAGGAGGGGGAGGAUUUGCAUCCACUUGCCUCAUUGAGGGAUCAAAGGAGCAGAAAACAUCCAUGUUUUUCUUCUGCAGGCCUUGACACUGGAUGUGCCAGGAAGGGUUGAAGCUCAAGAUAUUUACUUCUCUCUCUGCCCUGCAAGGGCUUUAUUUCUGAGCUGCCUUUAGCCUUUUUUCCCCACCAUGCUCUUUCCAUAUUGCUUUGGGAUAUGCUUUUAUGAAAUACCGUACGUAAAUAGAAUGAACAUGAAUUGUCUCCUUUGCUAAAGAGUGUCUGCCCUGGUUUGCAUUUGGAUUGGAGACUACACCAGAGCGCUUUAAUAUAUCCCCUUUGGGGAGGAGACCACAUUUGAUGCUAGAACAUAUGCAUGCUUGCAUAGAGAAGGUCCCGGGUUCAAUCCCUGCCAUCUCCAUGUAGUACUGUAAUGAACUCCUGCCUGUAACAUUGGAGAGCCGCAGCCAGUCAGUGUAGACAAUGCUGAGUUAGAUGGACCAAUGGUCUGACUCAGUAGAAGGCAGCUUCCUAAGUAAUCCUAUCAUGGGGAUUCCCACACUGCCUUCAUAGGCCAACAUGAUGCACAGUCUGCCCUUGGCUUAACCACUGUGCUGGGGCUGCUGCCCUUGUCGGAGGCAUUCCUGGCAGCCUUGCACAAGAGCACCCUCGCACAAUACCAGCGGGGCCACCUUUUAGGAAUGCAGCAAUCCCAGCACAUGAGUUAUGCUGGUGGAAGAUGCUGCAUGACAUCAGCCGUGGUUUGGGCCCAAGCCAUUGGCUGAGAUCCUCACUCAGUUAAUCAGUAUUACUACUCAGGAGUUGCUCUAAAGCAGUGUUUCUCAACCACCGGUCUGUGGACUGGUGCCAGUCCAUGAGCAGUUGAGUGCUGGUCCAUGAAGAAUUAAUCCCCCCACAAAACAAUUUCGAGCUGGUGGGGGCCUCCGUUGCUGGGAGCUCUCCAAAGCUCAUUUCUAGGGCUGGGGUAAUGUUCAUUUCGAAGAAGCUAAAAGAGUGUAAUCCCAGCAGUGAGGGCUGCCUGCCUAUAAAUGAGCUCUGGAGAGUUCGCAGCAGCGCCCCCCCCGGCUUGAAAUUGUUUUGGGGGGUGCCUGGGGGUGGGGGCAAGGGGGGGUGACCCCUUUACUAACUGCUGGUCCGGGAAACUGCGCACAAAGAAUGUACCGGUCCAUGACUCCAAAAAUGUUGAGAAACACUGCUCUAAAGGACUGCUAAACUACAGUACAUAAGAACAGCCCUGCUGGAUCAGGCCCAAGGCCCAUCUAGUCCAGCAUCCUGUUUUGCACAGUGGCCCACCAGAUGCCGCUGGAAGCCACAGGCAGGAGUUGAGGGCGUGCCUUCUCUCCUGCCAUUACUUCCCUGCAACUGGUUCUCAGAGGCAUCCUGCCUUUGAGGCUGGAGAUGGCCCACAGCCCUCCGACUAGUAGCCAUUGAUAGACCUCACCUCCAUGAAGUCAUCCAAACCCCUCUUAAAGCCAUCCAGAUUGUUGGCUGUCACCACAUCCUGUGGCAGAGAGUUCCACAAGUGGAUCACGCGUUGUAUGAAAAAGUACUUCCGUUUGUUGGUCCUAGACCUGGCAAUCAAUUUCAUGGAGUGACCCCUGGUUCUAGUGUUGUGUGAGAGGAAAAGAAUUUCUCUCUCUCCACUUUCACCACACCAUGCAUGAUUUUAUAGACCUCUAUCAUGUCUCCCCGCAGUCGUCUUUUUACUAAACUAAAAAGCCCCAGGUGUUGUAGCCUUGCUUCAUAAGAAAGGUGCUCUAUGCCCCUGAUCAUCUUGGUUGCCCUCUUCUGUACCUUCUCCAGUUCAACAAUGUCCUUUCUGAGAUGUGGUGACCAGAAUUGUACGCAGUACUCCAAGUGUGGUCGCACCAUAGUUUUGUAUAAGGGCAUUAUAAUGUUAGCCGUUUUAUUUUCAAUCCCCUUUCUAGCAUUGAAUUUGCCUUUUUCACAGCUGAGUCGACACUUUCAAUGAGCUGUCCACCACAACCCCAAGAUCCCUCUCCUGGUCUGUCACCAACAGCUCGGAUCCCAUCAGCAUAUACUUGAAGUUGGGGUUUUUUGUCCCAAUGUGCAUCACUUUACACUUGCUAACAUUGAACCGCAUUUGCCAUUUUGUCGCCCACUCCCCCGGUUUGGAGAGAUCCUUUUGGAGCUGCUCACAAUCCGUUUUGGAUUUCACUACCCGGAAGAGUUUGGUAUCAUCUGCAAAUUUGGCCACAUCGCUGCUUACCUCUGCUUCUAGAUCAUUUAUGAAUAAUAUAGAACUUCCGCUAUUAAACUGAGUCAGGAUAUGUCAGCUGUUGUCAACAUCUGACCCCAUAUUCUUAAAGAACUGAGAAACAGGUUCCUUAACCCUAUUUUCAUAAACAUGUUUUAUUGAUAAUCUGUAUUUCUAGCAGUUUGCCAAGCCAUACAACCAACAACUAUGCUGGCAUGUUUAAAGAAUACAUUCUGAAUGCUAAUGUAACCGUGGGGCAGGUUAGAACAGACAUUUCAUGUAAAAAUGGCUCCUUCCUCUCCUGAAUUAGCAGCAAUAGUAUGGAAGAGGCACCAGACCAUUUGUACAUUUUGUUAUCCUUCCCAACACUAAGACUGGAGUCCCUGACAAUGAUUCAUAUUUUGGGGAUAUGAUCAGAGACUGGUUGUUUCAGGAUGCUCCAAUAAUAUUCCUGUGUGGCUAAUUAAACCUCUAGCAUAUAAAUCUCAAGAGAACAUGUCACAUAUUGAGGGUGUUUGGAAUGAUUCCAUUUUGAAAGAAAGAGGCUUAGUUCCUGGUGAUUUCGGACUGGGAAUUCUGCUCCCAUCCUUAGGCUCACUUGUGCUGUUCAACCCACUGCAUUGAAAGAGGAGGAAUGAAAUUUCUCCUUGCUAUCGUGUAGUUUUCUGUGAACAGAAAGCGAAAGGGUUUGGAUGGGGACUCCUUAGAAAAAAGUGCCCCCCUAAUGAAAGAAAUUGCUGGAAUAUAACCAUUAUAUUAUAAUUAAUGACUAUUGAGGCCCAAAAUGGCCAGGCUAACACAUUUGUUAGUGUAAAACAGCAAUGAGAAAAUUUUGUGGGUUUCAUUUUGUUUCAAAUAAUAGGAAGCACUAAGCAAGCAAAUGUUGUCAGUUGUGCAAUACAAAGUAACCGUUUGUGGAUCAAUGCCAAGUAAUUCCCUUUAUUUAUUUCCUUUGUCUCUGUAUUUUGGAAUUCGCUGUAUGAACUUGGGUGUCUGUCCCAUCCGGUUUCAUAAUAAAGUGUUUAAAGUUACUCCCUAUUGAGGAGUUGAA
This is a messenger RNA of Hemicordylus capensis (graceful crag lizard), 7381 nucleotides long. RefSeq names its product zinc finger protein with KRAB and SCAN domains 7-like. Gene Ontology annotation, molecular function: DNA-binding transcription factor activity, RNA polymerase II-specific; RNA polymerase II cis-regulatory region sequence-specific DNA binding. Gene Ontology annotation, cellular component: nucleus. Lineage: Eukaryota; Metazoa; Chordata; Lepidosauria; Squamata; Cordylidae. Gene Ontology annotation, biological process: regulation of immune system process; negative regulation of transcription by RNA polymerase II; regulation of cytokine production. The coding region runs from base 1515 to 3065 and encodes 516 amino acids. The transcript is spliced from 5 exons. The record is from RefSeq and is a predicted model, not a curated record.